Messenger RNA from Eupeodes corollae, 2723 nucleotides. RefSeq names its product relaxin receptor 2-like. Gene Ontology annotation, molecular function: G protein-coupled receptor activity; protein binding. The record is from RefSeq and is a predicted model, not a curated record. Lineage: Eukaryota; Metazoa; Arthropoda; Insecta; Diptera; Syrphidae. Gene Ontology annotation, cellular component: membrane. Bases 483 to 2678 code for a protein of 731 amino acids. Gene Ontology annotation, biological process: G protein-coupled receptor signaling pathway. The transcript is spliced from 11 exons.
UGUGUGUGGAAGGGCGCGAUAACAACUCUCAAUAAUCUUUGCCAUACAAAUGUUGCGGGCCAAGUCAAGUGUUCCGUAGAGAGAUCGUCUUAGAGAUUUGGUCGGGUCGGUUCGGUUGGCUGUUGGAAGUUGGCAUUGAAUUGCCGGCAUUUUACCUUCUUCACGUGUGUGUCCUGUGUGUAUUUAAGUGGCUCUGUUAAGAAUUUAACAUUUCGUAAAUUCGUUCUUCCACCCUGUUUGGCCUGCAAUAGGUACACUGUUAAUUUCCUCGGUAGCGUUUAUAAAAUUCAAAUGUAUUACAUCCCGGAUUUUAUUGCAUGAUGGUGUUGUUGUUGUUGUUUCACUUGAAUAAAUGUAUAAAUAAAUAAAAUACGAAAUUUAAGCACCAAGCUAAGAAGCUCACUCUGCAUACUUGAGGAUAAUGAGUCUGGCCCGAGGAUGUGAUUAGGUCAUCAAACAAGCUAACACUUUCUAUAUUCAGGAUGGUGUACAGGCGGAGCAUUUGGACGGGAGUUAGUAUCCUUUUGAUUGUGUUUGUUGUAUCUGCCCUGACGUUCUACUUAAGUUUGGGACCAUGUCCCCGAGGUACAUUUGCCUGUGACAAUGGAACAUUAUGCUUGCCACAGCGUAAGAUAUGCGAUGAACGUCCGGACUGCAAGGAUGGAAGCGAUGAACACCCCGUUGAAUGUGGCAUGUUGUAUGGCAGCAAGGAGUUAAUAUCGAAUAUAGUGGCAACAGCCCAUUCACGUAAUGUCACUUCCAAUAAAGAUUGUGAAAUUCAUACAUAUCCCAAACAGUGUUCAUGCAGAAAGACAAUAAUACACUGUGGCCGAAAUUCAAUGGUUACUGAAAUUCCAAAAAUAAGUAAAGAAGUUACACAUUUGAUGGUCUUAAGCAGUAAUAUAAUUUUAAAAAAUGAUUCAUUUCAAGAUCUCAACUUGACUUAUAUUUCAUUAAUUCAUGAUAACAUAUCAACAAUUCCCUAUGGGACAUUCUCUAGUCAAAUAAAUCUUGAAAAGCUGAAACUUGGUUAUAAUAAAAUUCAAACACUGCCUAAAGGGUUAUUUCUUGGUCUUUUAUCACUUAAAUGGCUUUUUCUUAAUUCUAAUCAUUUGAAAGAAUUUCCAUUUGGUAAUUUAAAAGAUGUACCGCAACUUCAAUGGCUUAAUUUAACCGACAAUUGGUUAACACUGGAAGCCGAUCAAUUUCCCAGGAUGGAGAAUAUCUUGGAAAUAUGUCUUGAUUACAAUGCAAUCACAACGAUAGACCAUAAAGUCUUCAAACAACUGGACAAGCUACAUUUGUUGAGCUUGAAUUACAACAAAAUAACCCACAUCCAUGCGAAAGCGUUUGAAGGACUCGAAAGCAUACGAGACAUACAAUUGAUGGGGAAUCCUUUGAAAUUCUUAUCGGCUGAAACAUUUGCAAGGAAUACAUUGUUGGAUGCACUUUGGCUUGGUCAUACCGGACUUACAAUAACAACUAAUAUUUUAACCGGUAUCAAUGUAUCCUACCUUAAUUUGGAUGGAAUUGCAUUUCAAAAUAUAGACUUCAAAGCUGUUGCCGAAAUCGCCAAUCUCAAAUAUAUCGUGUUUGAAAAAUUUUACUUUUGUUCAAUGACCCUGCAAGUGCGAAUGUGCAAACCAAACUCGGAUGGAGUUUCUUCAUUUCAAGACCUUCUGACCAAACCAGUUCUACGAUAUUCUACUUGGAUCAUGGCAUGUAUCAUUUUGAUUGGAAAUCUAAUGGUACUUUGGGGAAGAUUCAUCUAUCGAGAUGAAAAUAGGGGAGUAACUAUGGUCAUUCGAAAUCUCGCCCUAUCCGACAUUCUUAUGGGAUUCUAUUUGUUCAGUAUUGCAAUUCAGGACUUUCGUUUUCGCAAUCAAUAUCAUAAGGUGUCUAGGGAUUGGAUAAGUUCGUGGAAAUGUGCUGCUAUUGGUGUCCUAGCUGUAACAUCGUCUGAAGUGUCAAUGCUGAUUUUGGCCUUUAUGUCAUUGGAGAGAUUUCUAUUGAUUGCACAUCCGUUUCGAGCCCACCACCGUUUGAAUCCGAAAAAUAUAUUCGUAUCCUUACUUUCCAUAUGGUUAUUGGGAGGUGGCGUGGCAAUUGCACCAGCAGUUUUUUGGCGAUCAAGUACUAUGUUUUAUGGAACCUAUUCGGGAACUUGUUUUCCAUUACACAUACAAGAGCCAUAUCCAUUGGGAUGGCAGUACUCAGCGUUUAUCUUUCUCGGAAUUAACUUUUUCCUUCUGAUGUCCAUAAUUGUCCUGUACACGGCUCUAAUGGUGUCAAUAUGUAGAACACGAAAAGCUACACCAUUGUCAUUGCUCGAUUGUGAGUUUGCUGUAAGGUUCUUCUUCAUAGUACUGACAGAUGUCAUGUGUUGGGCGCCAAUUAUAGUUAUGAAGAUCUGGGCUUUUGUGCGAUAUCAUAUAUCAGAUGAUACCUACGCUUGGUUAGUCAUAUUCAUUUUGCCGCUCAACUCAGCUGUUAAUCCACUUUUGUAUACGUUUACAACACCCAAGUAUAGAAAACAGAUUCUUUUACGAGGUUGGCAGAAAUUUACUUCGCGCAAGAAAAUGGAAGCUUCAGCUACGGGCACUGGAUCCAAUCCAGAUGACACACAAAGUAAAGGAAUACCUUUACUGUACAAUACAACCAGAACUCAAAGUACUUAAAAAACUACAUAUUUUAUUCUUAGAUGUAUUUACGUAUAUAAACGC